ACGCGCGGAGGAGAGACCGAGGUGGCCGGGGAGUCUUGGCGGGUCCUGGUGGAGCUUCCCGGGCCUGGUGGAGACCCCCGAGACCCUCGAGGGGCGACAUGGGACGGAUCACAGAAGAUCUCAUUAGACGGAAUGCCGAGCACAAUGACUGUGUAAUUUUUUCCCUGGAGGAACUCUCCCUGCAUCAGCAAGAAAUAGAAAGACUAGAGCAUAUUGACAAGUGGUGCCGGGAUUUAAAAAUCCUCUAUCUUCAAAAUAACCUCAUCGGAAAAAUUGAAAAUGUUAGCAAACUCAAGAAACUUGAAUAUUUGAAUUUAGCUUUAAACAACAUUGAAAAAAUUGAAAACCUGGAAGGCUGUGAAGGGCUGACAAAGCUAGACUUGACGGUGAAUUUCAUCGGAGAGCUGAGCAGUGUUAAAACCCUUCAAGGCAACAUCCACCUGAAGGAGCUCUUCCUCAUGGGAAACCCCUGUGCUGACUUUGACGGCUACAGACAGUUCGUGGUGGCAACUCUUCAGCAGCUAAAGUGGUUGGAUGGUAAAGAAAUCGAGCGUUCAGAAAGGAUUCAGGCAUCACAGAACUUCCCAGUAAUUGAACAACAAAUCAGAGAGCAGGAGAAAGCUUACUGUCUUAAGCGAGCCAAGGACAAGGAAGAGGCUCAGAGGAAACUGAAGGAGGAGGAAAGCAAAGGCGAGACUGGGAGAAUUCACACAGGCUCUGACGGACACUGGCACGUGGACAUCAGUGCUCCCCUUCCAUCUUCUGAAGAGAGUAAAGACUACAUCCAGGCACCAGAGAUACAAGAAAGGCAAUGUAAGGGGAAGGAAUUAGAUGACAGAGAAGACGACCUGGAAUUCUGGAAUAAGCCCUGUUUGUACACUCCUGAAUCUAGAUUGGAAACUCUGAGACAUAUGGAAAAACAGCGGAGAGACCAAGAAAGAUUAAGUGAAAAGAAGAAGAAAGUGAAGCCACCCAGGAUGUUGGUCACCGAGGACGGGAGGGCCCUGAACGUGAAUGAACCCAAACUUGACUUCACUUUGAAAGAUGAUGAAAAGCAUAACCAGAUCGUCCUGGACUUGGCCGUGUAUAGGUAUAUGGACACCUCUUUAAUCGAUGUUGAUGUACAGCCAACUUACGUGCGAGUGAUGGUCAAGGGAAAGCCAUUUCAGCUCGUCCUCCCUGCAGAAGUCAGACCUGACAGCAGUUUUGCUAAAAGAUCUCAGACCACAGGGCACCUGGUUGUCUGCAUGCCCAAGGUGGGCGAAGUAAUCAUAGGCUGUCAACGAACAUCAAAGCCCGUGAAAAGCACGCCGGACAGCAGCAGAGAGCAGACAAGCAAGAGAAGCCAGCAAAUGGAGAAACUAGAAGUAGACCCCAGCAAGCGUUCCAUCCCUGAUGUGGCCAACAUAGUUCAGGAGAAAACACACAUGCCCAGAAGAGUUCGCCCUGAACCCAAAAUUAUACCAAGUGAGGAAGAUCCCGACUUUGAAGAUAAUCCCGAAGUGCCUCCUUUGAUUUGAAAUCUCAGGCCUUACUGCCUGUGACCUGCAAGACCCAGAUUUGCUCCAUAAAGAGAGAGUGUGUGUGUUAUUUACGGGGUAGACACAGUUAUUUUCAGUAUUACUACUCCAAUGCAUUAGCUUCUACUUAGUACAUUAAUAUUCUAAAACCAGUUUACAAUUAAAACAUGUACCUU
This is a messenger RNA of Capra hircus (goat), 1696 nucleotides long. RefSeq names its product leucine rich repeat containing 6 (gene DNAAF11). Gene Ontology annotation, cellular component: cytoplasm. Gene Ontology annotation, biological process: outer dynein arm assembly. NCBI's taxonomy places the organism in Eukaryota, Metazoa, Chordata, Mammalia, Artiodactyla, Bovidae. Gene Ontology annotation, molecular function: protein binding. The record is from RefSeq and is a predicted model, not a curated record. The transcript is spliced from 12 exons. The coding region runs from base 99 to 1520 and encodes 473 amino acids.